Messenger RNA from Moesziomyces antarcticus, 720 nucleotides. RefSeq lists its product as uncharacterized. The transcript is spliced from 7 exons. Bases 1 to 720 code for a protein of 239 amino acids. Lineage: Eukaryota; Fungi; Basidiomycota; Ustilaginomycetes; Ustilaginales; Ustilaginaceae. The record is from RefSeq and is a predicted model, not a curated record.
AUGUCAGUGCUGCCCGACUCUCCUAAUGCCAGUGCUUUAGGACUUGCAUCGAUUUUCACUGUGCGAGAGCGUGAGCGUGCAAGGGAGCGUAAAGCGAGCGAACAGCCAAGGUGGCUUCCGUCCAACUCUUCCGAUGCCAUUGCCUUGGGGAUCGCGUCGGACCACAGUGUAGUGCUGCCCGAUGCUCUCGACUGUCAAUGCUGUGCAACGCCAAUGUCGGUGCUGUCCGAGUUCUUGAAUGUGCUGUCGGACUAUCCUAUUGCCAUUGCCGUGCAUCUCAUCUCUGCCCUCGGCUUGGCCUGGUCCGCCCAGUUUUCCGCCUGGGCCGCCCUAGAUCCGACCCUGCUCAGCAUUGCCCAGAACUGCUCAAUUGGCACCACAGUAUUGACAUCGGUGUGCGCGUUGCGCUGCGUUUGCACCGAGUUCACCAGCUUUGCUUCGGCCCUAGCUCUACCCAACAUUGAUCCUACGCUUGCCCUACGUUUUCAUGUGGUGCCACUAUAUCGCUCCGCAAAACCACACCCGCACACUCUAACCCGCAAAAACCUCACAAAGCCCAUCAUCCCCACGAAACAACUCGCGAUUCCCGGACCCGGCAAAGCCGUACAGCUCACCUCCAUCCGUCGCACGCAGGAAAUCCUCUGGAGUCCCAGCGACCCAUUCACCAUCAAACCCCUGUGCAUUUCAAGCCCACUCAACCCUCUCCAUCCCAUAACUUGA